AUGGACGCCCUCUUCCAGAGUCUCGAGCAGAAGUUCGAGGCUGCCGGCUUCGACUCCAACCGCUGGUACAUCCUCGCAAUUACAACGCUAACCGCCAGUACGCAGCCGUACGAAGCCCAUCAGCUGUACAACUACCUCAUCAACAAGCCCGAGAAUGCCACACCUGACGCCCGCAAGGCCAUUAUCCGGAGGCUGCGCGAGGCCCUCGUAAAGUCCAUCUCGAUCGUGGGCGUGCCAAAGCCCAUCGAGUCGAUCUUGGCCAUUGCCAAGGUCGAGAGGCCCGAGGACAGGGACUACGCGACCACGCGUGAGAACUGGCAGGCCGACAGGGCGAACCAUGAGCGGGCGAUGGGGUGGUAUGAUAAGAUCUAUGGGCGGAAUGCCAGUGACACGCUGGGUCUGUUUGAUGCGCACAGGGACUUUACGUGGAUUAGCACGGAGAUCACAUAUGGGUUCUAUCUGUCGGAUCGGCAGGUGCUCGAUGAUUUGGACACGCAGUUGGUGGUCCUUCCUGGUAUCAUGAUUCAGAACCUGAAGCUGGAGACGCAUUGGCAUAUUCGCGGGACGAGGAGGCUGGGCGUUAGUAGUGAGAAGGUGCAGGCUAUCUGGGAGGGUGUCAAGCUGGUCGCGGCGUUCUUUGAGAUGAAGCUGGACAGAGUGCCGACUGUUCAGGAGGUUGAGUAUGAUGUUUAG
Messenger RNA from Aspergillus puulaauensis, 693 nucleotides. RefSeq lists its product as uncharacterized. The record is from RefSeq and is a predicted model, not a curated record. The transcript has a single exon. Lineage: Eukaryota; Fungi; Ascomycota; Eurotiomycetes; Eurotiales; Aspergillaceae. Bases 1 to 693 code for a protein of 230 amino acids.